AUGCGCUUAAUUUCUCCCCUCUCCCAAUUUCUUUCCCUUUCCCCGAUUCCUCUUCCUCUUUCCCUGAUUCAUCACAGUCGCCUCCCUCUCGCAUCACCCUCUCAUCGCCGACCGAGUGAGAACCACCGUCGCCCCAUCUCUUCCACUUCACUCCGAACCCUAGCCUCCCAAUCCACCGGAGCCGACCACUCUCUCUCGCGGAUCUACUGCCCCUCUCGUCCGAGCGUCUCUACCAUCUCAACCAUCACGGGCACAAAACAUUGUCGUGCUCAGUUCUAUGUCACCACUGUGAGCAGAUCUCGACGCUCACCGUCCCCCGAGCCCUUGUCGUUGCCACUGUUCCAGCCGAGUAGAUGCCCCUUCUCCUGUUUGUACGACUACCACACUAGUCCAUGUCCAGCCACCUACAACCAUAAUCCUCUCCGUAGCCACCCCAGCCAUUCCACAGUUGCUGCCAGCUCCGUUGAUACUCCGACCAGCUGUAGGGUUUUCCUCCUGAACAUUGGAGCUAUCAUCAGAGAAGGAAUUGUUGUUUUACCGUCAGUGAAGGGUGAUUUAUUUGCUGCAAAGAAUUACUUCAUGCCUGCUUUAAGCAAGGAUCCCAAUAAAAGAAUACUCUAUCAACUAUCCAUGCUUGAAAGAAAAAUGGCUCAAGGCAAGCACUUACGUUUUCUGGUUCUUAAGCUUCUUUUGCCAUUUUAGCUUGGUGGGUUUUAUAUUUGGAAGGAGAGCUGAUUGCUAUAAUGAGAAUUGAUGAAACAAUUGAUCAUGCUAUUAUUGGAAUAUUUUUCUAGUAAUUUCAUUAUCGAAUGUAUGAGUAGCUUUAUCUAAAGAUGCAUUUUAUUAAAGAAAUCCAUUAAUGGACUUAUAAAUGUUUAAGUUUUACAAGAUUCUAAUGGUCCAUUGGGUGCCUUAGUAAUACAAAAGAAAUUAAAAGGCAAUUUGCAUUUUAGAUUAAUACUAAUCAAGUUGUAAUUUUGAA
Molecule: messenger RNA, 982 nt
Organism: Zingiber officinale
Lineage: Eukaryota; Viridiplantae; Streptophyta; Magnoliopsida; Zingiberales; Zingiberaceae
Exons: 4
Coding region: 1-702 (233 amino acids)
Source: RefSeq, a predicted model, not a curated record